GAGAGGGAGAGAGAGAGAGAGAGGGAGAGAGAGUUGGUGAAAGUUCUGCUCAUCCUGCACUGCUCUUAAAGGAGCUCUGCGUCUCUUCACUUCACGGCUGCAUGCUGAUCUCCUGCCAGGAUUAAACUGUGCUGAUCUCCAGCUCAGGAUCCUGCUCUUUUCCUCCUCUUUUUCUUUUCUCCAGCUGCUUUCAGAUCAGACAGAGAAGAGACACACAGGCUGCUGCAGGGAGAUCUGAUCCGGAUCGUCCCUGAGCUGCGUUGUCUUUUUCUCCAUUGGAUUAUCAGAGGGCAGGAUGUGGUGGCUGAGGCUGUUGAUUUUAGGAUUUUGGUCAGCACUUGUGGUGUUUGGCGCGACUGAAGAUAGCAAACCGGAGCAGAAGGAAGUCAGCAGGACCAAACGCAGAGGAAACACGGGACAGCUCGGCCUCAAGGGCCCUAAUGUGUGUGGAACGCAACAACACUCCUACUGCUGUCCUGGAUGGAAAACUCUCACCGGAGGAAACCAGUGUAUUGUCCCAAUCUGCCGUAGUACCUGUGGUGAUGGAUUUUGUUCCAGACCAAACAUGUGCACCUGCCCAAAUGGACUAAUUGCUCCAUCCUGUGGCUCCAAGUCAGUUCAGAACUGUAAUAUUCGCUGUAUGAAUGGAGGAACGUGUGCAGAAGAUAACUGUUUGUGUCAGAAAGGAUACACCGGAGCUCACUGUGGCCAGCCGGUGUGUGAGUCAGGAUGCUUGAAUGGAGGAAGGUGUGUUGCUGCAAACCGCUGUGUGUGUACAUAUGGAUUCACCGGUGCUCAGUGUGAACGAGAUGUAGACGAGUGUUCAACAAUCCCCGGGUUGUGCAGUGGAGGUGAAUGCUCUAACACCAUCGGUAGCUACGUCUGUAGAUGUCCUGUGGGAUACGACACGGCUCUGGAUGGGUCACGAUGCAUCGAUGCCCAUGCAGGGAUUUGUUAUGACAGCAUCCUAAAUAACCGCUGUGCAAACCAGAACUCCCAGCGUAUGACCAAGACCCAGUGCUGCUGCUCAUUGGGCCACUGCUGGGCAAGAAACACCAUCCCUGAGAUUUGCCCCAUCCAUGGAUCAGAGGAGUACCAGAUCUUGUGUCAGCAGGUCCAGCCCCUUGUUCCCGGUCUGAUUGUGCCUUAUGUUCCUGGUGGACCUGGCACUGGACCGUAUGUUCCUGGUGGACCUGGCACUGGACCUUAUGUUCCUGGUGGUCCUGGUACUGGCCCAUAUGUUCCUGGUGGUCCUGGUACUGGCCCAUAUGUUCCUGGUGGUCCUGGUACUGGCCCAUAUGUUCCAUAUUUUCCAUAUGGUCCUGGUCCACAGGUUCCUGAUAUUCCUGUUCCACAACCUCCAGCUGUUCUGCCACCGCUACGCGUCAUACCAGGUUUCCAGAACAUUUCAAACAUGUGUGAAGUUGUGAGAAACCUGUGUUUGAAUGGUCGCUGCAUUCCGGUUCCUGGGAGUUACCGCUGUGAGUGUAACAUGGGCUUCCGUCUUGAUGAGCGUGGGGAGUGUAUUGAUGAAGAUGAGUGUGAGCGUAACCCAUGUGUACACGGCCAGUGCAUAAACAUCCCAGGUUCCUACUACUGUCAGUGUCCUGCUGGAUUUCAGACCACUGCCACCAGAACUGAGUGCAAAGAUCUGGAUGAGUGUGUAGCUAACGGACGUAUCUGCAAUAAUGGACGCUGUGUGAACACGGAGGGAAGUUUUCACUGUGUGUGUAACGCUGGCUUUGAACUCGCUUCUAAUGGGAAGAACUGUGAAGAUAUGGAUGAGUGUAAGAUUAGGAACAUCUGUUUGAAUGGGAUGUGCAUCAAUGACGACGGCAGCUUCAAGUGUAUCUGUAAAGCUGGGUUCCUGCUGGAUGGUACGGGACGUUACUGCACCGACAUUGAUGAGUGUGACACACCAGGGAUGUGUUUAAAUGGCCGCUGUGUGAACACUGAGGGAUCCUUCAGGUGUGAGUGUAUGCCUGGUCUUGCUGUUGGUCUUGAUGGACGUACGUGUGUGGACACACACAUGCGCAGUACAUGUUAUGGAGGUUAUAAGCGUGGUCAGUGUGUGCAGCCGUUCUUUGGAGCUCUGACAAAGUCUGAAUGUUGCUGUGCGAAUACAGAAUACGCCUUUGGGGAACCGUGUCAUCCCUGUCCACCACAGACCUCAGCUGAAUUUGCUGCUCUGUGUCCUAGUGGAAUUGGUACUACCACUGAUGGCAGAGAUAUUAAUGAAUGUGCUCUGGAUCCUGACAUCUGUCCAAAUGGAGAGUGUGAGAACAUGCUUAGUACCUACAAGUGUAACUGUAACCUGGGCUUUGAGGUGGACCGGUUGGGGAAAACCUGCGUAGACAUUGAUGAAUGUGUGAGAAACAGGUUGCUGUGUGAUAACGGGUUCUGCCGGAACACUCCGGGCAGCUACGUAUGCCAGUGCCCCAAAGGCUUUGAAUUCAAGCCUGAGACCGAUGUAUGUGAGGAUAUUGAUGAGUGUCUGUCCAAUCCCUGUGUGAAUGGAGACUGUAAAAACUCUAUGGGUAGCUUCGCCUGUGAAUGUGGCACCGGCAGCAGUCUGGACUCCACUGGGACCCAGUGUAUUGAGACAAGUAAGAGUACGUGCUGGUUGAAGGUGGUGAACAAUAAGUGUGAGGUGAACAUUAAUGGAGCGACGCUGAAAUCUGAAUGUUGUGCUACACUCGGAGCUGCCUGGGGGUCUCCAUGUAAACUGUGUGAAAAAGAUACUCAUUGCCCUAGAGGACACAUCCGAACUAAAGGAACGGUUUGUGAAGAUGUGAACGAGUGUGAGGUGUUUCCGGGUUUGUGUAUUAAUGGAAAGUGUAUAAACUCAGCUGGGUCGUUUUUCUGUCAGUGUCCCCCUGGAAUGACCAUUGACGCAUCAGGCAGAAUAUGCAUCGAUCUGCGUACAGAGCACUGUUAUCUGUCCCAUGAGGACGAGCGAUGUGCAGCUCCGAUCCCGGGCCGUCACCGGGUGGAUGCGUGUUGCUGUUCAGUGGGCGUGGCCUGGGGACCGGAGUGUGACGAGUGUCCUGAGAAAGGCUCGACUGAAUAUAACCGCCUGUGUCCCCGGGGCCCAGGGUUCUCUCACCGCGGUGACUUUAUCAACGGAAAACCUUUACUGAAAGAUAUAAACGAGUGUAAGAUGAUCCACAACCUCUGCACCAACGGAAAGUGCCGGAACACCAUCGGAAGUUUCCGAUGCAGAUGUAACAGUGGCUUUGACCUUGAUGCAGAUGAGAGGAACUGCACAGAUAUCGAUGAGUGUCGUAUCUCUCCUGAUGUGUGUGGUCACGGGACGUGUGUGAACACAGCAGGAGAUUUCGAGUGCGAGUGUUUCCCUGGUUAUGAAAGUGGCUUCAUGAUGAUGAAGAACUGUAUGGAUAUUGAUGAGUGUGACAGAAACCCGCUCCUGUGUCGUGGAGGUGUUUGUUUGAACACUGAGGGAAGUUUCGUCUGCGUCUGUCCUCCAGGACACGAGGUUUCUACUGACGGAACUGCCUGCCUGGACAUUAAUGAGUGUGAGCUGAGUGAUAAACUUUGCAGAAAUGGAAAGUGUGUGAAUAUAAUAGGACGCUACCAAUGUUCCUGCAACACCGGCUACAAAUCCACAGAGGACCAACUGUCCUGUAUCGAUAUUGAUGAGUGUACAAUCCUGAAUGGCGGCUGUGAGACGACCUGCACUAACUCGGAUGGCAGCUAUGAGUGUAGCUGUCGCCGUGGAUACGCUCUGAUGCCUGAUCAACGCAGUUGUACUGAUAUCGAUGAAUGUGAGGACAGUCCAGAUAUCUGUGAUGGUGGUCAGUGCACCAACAUUCCAGGAGAGUUUCAGUGUCUCUGCUUUGAUGGUUACAUGUCCUCUGAAGAUAUGAAGGCCUGCCAGGAUGUGGACGAGUGUAGGCUAAACCCUAAUAUCUGUCUGAAUGGGAAGUGUGAGAACUCCAAAGGAUCUUUUAUCUGUCACUGUGAACUUGGAUACUCUGUCCGAAAGGGAACAACUGGCUGCACAGAUGUUAAUGAGUGUGAAAUCGGAGCUCAUAAUUGUGCUAGACAUGCCACUUGCACCAACACAGCUGGAAGCUUCAAAUGCAGCUGUGGACCUGGAUGGAUCGGGGACGGGAUCGUCUGCACAGAUCUGGAUGAGUGCUCUAAUGGUACACACCAGUGCAACUCCAACGCAGAGUGUAUGAACACCAUGGGAUCGUACCGCUGCAUGUGUAAGGAAGGAUUCGCUGGAGAUGGGUUUUACUGCACAGACAUUGACGAGUGUGCAGAGAAUGUGAAUCUGUGUGAGAACGGUCACUGCCUGAACAUUGCCGGCGCUUACCGUUGUGACUGUGACAUGGGCUUUAUAGUAACACAUGAUGGACAAGCGUGUGAAGACAUCGAUGAGUGUUCGUUUGCUGAUAUCUGUGUGAACGGACGGUGUCAGAAUAUUCCAGGGUUGUUCAGAUGUGUUUGUCACAUUGGCUACGAGCUGGACCACAGCGGUGGGAACUGUACAGAUGUAAACGAGUGUGCAGAUCCCACCACAUGUAUCAGUGGCUUCUGUGUGAACACUCCUGGUAGCUACACCUGUAACUGCCCCCCUGACUUCCAGCUCAACCCUACAGGAGUCGGCUGUGUGGACACUCGCUCUGGGAAUUGCUUUCUUGAAACCCGUUCCCGUGGUGACGCGUCUGAGAGUUUGCACUGUUCCAAUGAGAUUGGUGUGGGGGUGUCCAAAGCGUCCUGCUGCUGCUCAUUGGGACAGGGAUGGGGAAACCCAUGUGAGGCCUGUCCACCACUUAACUCCACUGGGUAUAAAAAUCUGUGUCCCGGUGGAGAAGGUUUCAGGCCCAACCCUAUUACAGUCAUAGUAGAGGACAUUGAUGAGUGUCAGGAGCUGCCCGGUUUGUGUCAGGGUGGAGUCUGUAUCAACACAUUUGGGAGUUUUCAGUGUGAGUGUCCGAAAGGCUUCGCUCUCAAAGAGGAUACACGAGUGUGUGAAGAUGUGAAUGAAUGUGAGAAGCCUGGGAUCUGUGGUCCAGGUCAGUGCUACAACACUAUUGGGAACUACACCUGCAUCUGUCCUCCAGAUUACAUGCAGGUUAAUGGAGGAAACAACUGCAUGGACAUGCGACGCAGUCUGUGUUACAGGAACUAUUACAUGGAGAAUUCCACAUGUGAUGGUGAGCUCACGUUCAACAUGACAAAGAAAAUGUGCUGCUGCUCCUAUAACAUCGGCCGAGCUUGGAACAAACCAUGUGAACGGUGUCCUACACCCAGUACCAACGAGUUUGCAAUUCUGUGUGGAAGCGAGAGGCCAGGAUACCAAAUCGAUAUCUACACUGGACAAGUGAUCGAUAUCGACGAGUGCCAUGAGAUCCCAGGAGUGUGUGAGAGUGGAGUAUGUAUCAACCUUAUUGGUAGUUUCCGGUGUGAAUGUCCAAUGGGCUUCGUCUACAAUGACAAGCUGCUCAUCUGUGAGGAUAUUGACGAGUGUCAGAACGGACCUGUGUGUCAGCAGAACGCCAGGUGUUUGAAUCUUGCAGGCAGCUUUCGCUGCGAGUGUCAACAAGGAUAUAGACUGACCCACACCGGACUGUGUCUAGAUCGUAACGAGUGUGUAGAGAACCCUAAUGUGUGUAGUCCAGGUCAGUGUAUUGAUCUGGUGGGAGGAUAUCGGUGUCUCUGCCCCAAUGGUUACAAAGCCAAUACAUCCCCUGCCAUGUGCAUAGAUGUGGACGAGUGUGAGAGACAGCCAUGUGGUAAUGGAACAUGUAAGAACAUCAUCGGCUCCUACACCUGCCUCUGCUAUUCAGGGUUCGAACUGUCGCACAAUGAUGACUGCAUUGACAUUGAUGAGUGUACCUCACAGUCUGGAAUAUGUCGCAAUGGGAACUGUAUCAACAUCGUGGGCUCCUUCACAUGUGUGUGUCGUGAUGGUUAUGAACUCUCUGCAAACGGCCGUGUGUGUGUGGACAUUAACGAAUGUGAUAUAAAUCCUGGAACUUGUAGUCCAGGAACUUGCCAUAAUCUGGAUGGCUCCUACAGGUGUAUCUGCCCUCCUGGAUAUUACCUCAAAGAUGAAAAGUGUGUAGAUAUUGACGAUUGUGCUCAGACUCCAGAUAUCUGUAUCUUUGGACAAUGCCAGAAUACAGCAGGAAGCUUCAAGUGCAUCUGUCCUGAAGGUUUCCAGCUCUCCUCGUCAGGGAGGAGGUGUGUGGAUAAACGAGUGAGUUUUUGCUACACUAAGUUUGAAAACAGUCGAUGUUCAGCUCCGAAGCCUCUGAACACCACUAAAGGAGAAUGCUGCUGCAGUGCUAUGCCUGGUCAGGGAUGGGGAGACCCCUGUGACCUCUGUCCCAACAGGACGUCUAAUGAUUUCAGCAUGCUCUGCUACAGUACAGGACAGCCGUACGGGACAGACGAUGGCCCUGAGGACACGGACGAGUGCAAAGACCCGAACAUCUGUCACAACGCUCAGUGUAUAAACACAGACGGCUCAUUUCGCUGUGACUGUCACAUCGGAUACACUCUGGACUCCUCAGGGGCAAACUGCACAGAUACAGACGAGUGCAGCGUGGGAAACCCAUGUGGUAAUGGAACCUGCACUAAUGUGAUUGGAGGAUUUGAGUGUGCUUGUGACGAGGGAUUCGAACCCGGACCCAUGAUGACAUGUGAAGAUGUGAAUGAGUGUUCCCAGAAUCCUUUGCUCUGUGCCUUCCGCUGCAUGAACACAUACGGUUCCUACGAGUGUAAAUGUCCUGCGGGAUAUGUGCUCCGAGAAGAUCAAAGGAUGUGCAGAGACCAGGACGAGUGUGCAGAAGGUCUGGACGACUGCAAGUCCAAAGGAAUGACCUGUAAGAACCUGAUCGGAACCUACAUGUGUAUCUGCCCAGACGGAUUCACACGAAAACCAGGAGGAGAGGGGUGUAUGGACCUGAACGAGUGUACAGCAAAGCCCCGUGUGUGUGAGAAUGGUCGAUGUGAGAACACGGUGGGAAGCUACAGGUGCCGGUGUGACCAAGGAUUCGUACCCAGCUCCACACUUACAGAGUGUAUCGAUAAUCGUCAAGGUUUCUGUUUCUUGGAGGUUCUACAGACCUUGUGUCAGAUGGGUUCCUCCAACCGAGUGAGUGUGACGAAAUCUGAGUGUUGCUGUAAUGGAGGUCGUGGUUGGGGUUCAGACUGUGAGAUCUGUCCACUUCCUGGAACUACACAGUACAAAAAAUUGUGUCCGUUUGGUCCAGGGUUCACCACGGACCAGCAGGAUAUUGAUGAGUGUAAAGUGAUGGGGAAUCUGUGUAAGAACGGACAAUGUGUCAACACCCUGGGCUCCUACCAGUGUUUCUGUAACCCUGGAUACACCACCGACAUCACCAGCACCAUCUGCCUGGAUGUGGAUGAGUGUGUUCAGGCUCCUAAACCUUGUAACUUCAUCUGUAAGAACAUCGAGGGAGGUUAUGUGUGUUCCUGUCCACGGGGUUACAUCCUGCAGGAGGACCGCAAGAGCUGCAAAGAUCUGGAUGAAUGCUCCACUAAACAGCAUAACUGUCAGUUUUUGUGUGUCAACACAAUUGGAGGAUUCGCCUGCAAGUGUCCACCAGGAUUCACACAACAUCACACAUCCUGCAUCGAUAAUAAUGAGUGUACAUCAGACCCAGGUCUUUGUGGUCCUAAUGGUGUGUGUCAGAACAGUCCUGGAAGCUUCAGCUGUGAGUGUCAGAGAGGUUUCUCACUGGACCAGGGAGGACAACGCUGUGAAGAUGUUGAUGAGUGUGACGGAGAACAUCGAUGUAAUCAUGGCUGUCAGAAUCUGAUUGGUGGAUUCAGGUGUAGUUGUCCUCACGGUUACCUGCAGCACUACCAGUGGAACCAGUGUGUUGAUCAGAACGAGUGUCAAAGUGGGCAGGUGUGUGGUGGUGCAUCAUGUCACAACACACUGGGCAGUUUCCGCUGUGUGUGCCCCAGCGGCUUCAUGUUCACACACACCAGUGGAGUGUGUGAGGACGUCAACGAGUGUUCAUCUCCACAGAACCCCUGCAAUUACGGCUGCUCCAACACUGACGGGGGAUUUGUGUGUGUGUGCCCACCUGGAUACUACAGAGCUGGACAGGGGCAUUGUGUAUCAGGAGUGGGCUUUAGCAGCAGUACUCCACCUGCAAUAGAUGAGGAGAACUCUCUCUCACCUGAAGCAUGUUAUGAGUGUAAGAUCAAUGGCUACCCGAAGAGAGGCAGGAAACGACGCAGCAGCAAAACAACUGAGGAACACAACACACAGGGUGAACAGGAAGUGCUUACUUCAGCCAGUGUGGAUGUUGAUGACAUAAUUCGUUUUAACCUAAGCAUCAGUGAGCUAAGUGCUAAUGAUCACAUCAUUGAGUUCCUUCCAGCUCUUUCCACACUCAAAAACCACGUCCGCUAUGCUAUCGACUUCGGGAACGACGCCGGACUCUUCAGACUCAACCAGAGGGACGGAGUGAGCUUCCUGCACCUGUCCAAAAACAAGCGCCACCACCUUCUGCCUGGAGUCCAUUAUAUACAAAUCAGUGGCUCUCCUGCGUACAGAAAGAAUGAGCUGGAGGCGCUAGAGGACGAGAACGAUAAAGACUACCUCAGUGGAGAACUGGGAGAAACGCUACACAUUAAACUACAGAUCGAUUUGCAUUAGCUUCAUAACAAAGAAAUCAUCAAAGAAAACUCGUAUUUACUACAGAAACAGAUCUCCAUGUCCUCCUGGUCUCUCCACAGUGUCUCUCAGAAAUAACCCUAACAGUAACUACAGUAUCUACAUUCAACAGAACUGAAACCUGCAGCAUCAAAGUGUUUCUCUGAUCCAACACACCUUCUGAAUUUCUGUCCUUGUCCACUUCCCUAUCAAAAUAAGUGUUUUGCAGCAAGUAGCAUGUUGCUAAAGAUAUUUGUGCAGCCACAAUUGAUGCUAAGGUUCUAAUGGGAUUAGAAACUAAUAGCAUAUAGCAAAAAUGCUGCUAGCAUAUGGCCAUUUCUGAUUGCUAAAUUUGGUGGUGAUUAGCUGCCAGGGCAAAAACUGCCAACCAGCAUGUAUGCUAACUAGCUAGUAGCGUGAACCUGAUCUAGUUACACGUUCAGUCGAAUGCAGAUUAAAUGUUACUCAAAUCCUUCUAACUGGACAGCUGUCUGUUUUUAUAAUACAAAUACCCGAUAUUUAAUCAGCUAACAGAGUAAAAUGGGCUGCCUUGUCUGACUGCUAGUUAGCUAAUGUGCUAACUUUUAGUAGUCAGUUGCAAAGCUUCAUCAUGUUCAGGUACAGAUGGAUGAGCACAAAGCCUCUUAGCUUCAGCCACCAUUUUGAACAGAAAUCUGUCUUAGAUUGCAGCAAUGCUUUCUGGGUAAAUUGUGAUCCUGCAAACUAGUGUUGUCAACAACUCCAUGAGCCAGCAUGUCAUAUAGGGCAAGGGGACGUGAACAAGGGCAAAUAAAACAGUAUUCAAACAGUCAUGAUGUAAUGUUCAGUAUUAAAUCACUCAUGUUUUUUAUUAAAUCAACUCUAAGGCUUAAAAGUCUUUCAGUCAAAAUAAAUGUUCACAUGUCCUCUUUAUCCUAAAUGUAGCUGUAAUUUGAAGUUUGUUUACUCGUUGUGUUUGUUCUGGUGCUUGGAGGCUUUAAUACACAAACUACAUUCACAUGAGAAGCGUGAGAGAAGAUUGUUCUCAUGCGUCACACAGAGCUGCAGGUUCGACACCACUUUCCUUCACUUCUCCUUAAUUCUAUGAAAUUUGAUGAGAUGCUGCAAUCCAUUGUACUGUUCUUCUGGUCCUGAAAGAAUUAUUUUCUUUACACCAGAAAGAUUAUUUAUAAGUCAGGAACUCUGACAUGACUCUGACUUCUCAGAUAUGAGCACAUCACAACAACAUGGCAGCUCAGUCCCCAAUAAUAAGAUCCUUUACAUCGUUUUCUACUGGAUAACUCAAUUUUAUUUCAUAUUUAAUUCCAUUUGAGAUGUGAAAAUGUUUUAAGUACAUUUUUAAAGACAUUAUCUUCAUAAGACAAACUUCAGCCCUUUUUCACGUCAUUUCUAUUGUUUUUCUGAACAGAGAUGAAGAUUAGUUCCAUCCUUUCCAGAAACCAGCCUUAAAAGCUGGAACUUCCUGAGUACGAUAGAUUGCAGCAUUCAUUCACAAAUUAUUAAAUGAAGAAGAUUUUCAACUCAACUGUGAUUUCAUCUUCUAUCACACAUGACCAAUCACUUAGAGAGACAACAGGAAGACAAAUGAAGCUUGGAAGGAAGCCGUAGAGAUGCCAGGUUCCUCUGGACAGUGUACAUAUUUGUGCACCAUUUGUCUUUAAAUACUUAGCUUCAGAAGAUUUGUAUCAUUACUUAUGUAUCUUAAUGGAGCUAAUAAAUGCUGCCAUAGCCACACCCACAAGCAGCUUGUCACAUGUGAAUGCUGGGUAGAAGAAGCCUCCAGUUUGUGGAGUUGUUCAGGAUCACAAACAGAUUUUACACAUUUUGGCUGAAGGGGAAAAUUGUGUGCCAUUUAUUUUCAUCUGAUCUGUUGCUUUGUUUGGGAUCCAUUGUGGUGAUACAGGACUCUGCUUCUUUCAUUUCUGCACUGUCUCUUAGCUCAGUGUUUUAAUCAUAUUUACUGGUGCUAAUAACGUCAACAUUAGAUUUAUGAAUGCACUGCAAACUGAUGCCACUUAAUGCCUCUUGCUACUCUGCAGUAUGUGUGUAUUACUGUAACCAUGCCACAUUUUACCUGGAGAUCUUUUAUAAACAUGUGUAGGGCCCUGGACUGAAGGGGUCACAAUGGUGCUCAUUAUAAAGACCAACUACUUUUUAUUCUGAUCUUGUGUAACUACAUUUCACCUUUCAGUAAGAAAAGAAAGACAGACAGAAAAAGAGAGAGAGACCGACUACUGCACUGAGGCCUUUCAGGCCAAAAACACAUGCUCACCAGAUAGUCAGUGCCUUUAGAGACACCAUUCAGUGUUCAUAUCGAUGGGGAGUUCAGGUGUAAAUUCACAAUAAAAGAACGUUCUGGUUUUAA
This is a messenger RNA of Tachysurus fulvidraco (yellow catfish), 11033 nucleotides long. It is a transcript of the gene fbn1, whose product is annotated as fibrillin 1. NCBI's taxonomy places the organism in Eukaryota, Metazoa, Chordata, Actinopteri, Siluriformes, Bagridae. The record is from RefSeq and is a predicted model, not a curated record. The transcript is spliced from 64 exons. Gene Ontology annotation, molecular function: calcium ion binding. The coding region runs from base 296 to 8671 and encodes 2791 amino acids.